GAGCAGAAGUGAAAGUCUUUUUCAGGGCGUCAAGGCUUCCUGCAAUUUCCCAAUCUCUCCCAAAUUUCCUCUUCUUCAAAGCGGACACGCGGGUGAGGUGGGAGGGGCGGGGCGGGCAGGAACUGCGGGGGGCGGGGGCGGGGAGGAAGCAUUAUUUCAGCAGAAGGACUUUCCGCUCUUUCUUGACUCUGCCGGCGUCGACCCCUGGGGAGCAUGUGGAAUUGCUCGUCCUGGGUAUAGAAGCAUCCUCCAGCUUUUCUCCUCUGGGUCCACGACGCCCCCAUGUCCCCAACCCCGCUCAGGAGCGGCCUCUGUCGCCUCUGCGCCUACUUGGAAGAACUGGAGGCCUGGGAGCUGAAGAAGUUCAAGUUAUACCUGGGGAUGGCGACGGAGAUGGGGGAGGGCAAGAUCCCCUGGGGGCGUAUGGAGCCGGCCGGUCCCCUGGAAAUGGCCCAGCUGCUGGCGGCCCAUUGCGGCCUCCGGCAGGCCUGGGUGUUGGCUCUCAGCGUCUUUGAGCGGAUCAACAGGAAGGACCUGUGGGAGAGAGGCCGGAGAGAGGACCUGGUGAGGGAUACUCCACCUGGUGGCCUGCCCUCACUGGGGAACGCGUCAGCAUAUUCUCUGGACGUCUUUCCUGCAACUCCAAGAAAAGAUCCCCGGGAAACCUACAGGGACUAUGUCCGCAGAAAAUUCCGGCUGAUGGAAGACCGCAACGCGCGCCUGGGGGAGUGUGUCAACCUCAGCCACCGGUACACGCGGCUCCUCCUGGCGAAGGAACACUCAAAUCCCAUGAGGGCCCAGCAGAAGCUUUUGGACACAGGCUGGAGAUACGCGGGAACCACUGGCCACCCGGCCAGCCUCAUUCAGAUAGAGACUCUCUUCGAGCCAGAUGAGGAGCGCCCGGAGGCGCCGCGCACCGUGGUCCUGCAGGGGGCGGCGGGGAUGGGCAAAUCCAUGCUGGUCCACAAAGUGAUGCUGGACUGGGCCGAUGGGAAGCUCUUCCAAGACAGGUUUGAUUACGUCUUCUACAUCAACUGCAGGGAGAUGAACAGGAGCACCUCGGAGCGGAGCGCGCAGGACCUCAUCACCAGUUGCUGGCCUGAGCCCAGCGUCCCCCUCCAGGAGCUCCUCCGGGUUCCGGAGCGCCUCCUCUUCAUCAUCGACGGCUUUGACGAGCUCAAGCCCUCUUUUCACGACCCGCAGGGCCCCUGCUGCCUCUGCUGGGAGAAGAAACGGCCCACGGAGGUCCUCCUCAGCAGCCUGAUUCGGAAGAAGCUGCUGCCCGAGCUAUCUCUGCUCAUCACCACCAGGCCCACGGCUUUGGAGAAGCUGCACCGCUUGCUCGAGCACCCCAGGCACGUGGAGAUCCUGGGCUUCUCCGAGGCCGAAAGAAAGGAGUACUUCUACAAGUAUUUCCACAACGAGGAGCAGGCCGGCCAAGUCUUCAAUUUCGUGAGGGACGACGAGCCGCUCUUCACUCUGUGUUUUGUCCCUAUGGUGUGCUGGGUGGUUUGCACCUGCCUCAAGCAGCAGCUGGAGGGUGGGGGGCUUUUAAGACAGAGGUCCAGGACCACGACAGCCGUGUACAUGCUCUACCUUCUGAGUCUGAUGCAACCCAAGCCAGGGACCCCAACCCUCCAGUCCCCGCCCAACCAGAGGGGGCUGUGCUCUUUGGCGGCGGAUGGCCUCUGGAAUCAGAAAAUCCUGUUUGAGGAGCAGGACCUCCGGAAGCACGGCCUAGACGCGGCGGAUGUCUCGUCCUUCCUCAACAUGAACAUCUUCCAGAAGGACAUCAACUGUGAGAAGUUCUACAGCUUCAUCCACCUGAGUUUCCAAGAAUUCUUCGCGGCCAUGUCCUAUAUCCUGGAUGAUGGAGAGAGCCGGUCCGGCCCCGAGCAGAACGUCACCAGGCUGUUGGAUGAGUACGCGUUUUCGGAAAGGAGCUUCUUAGCCCUCACGGUCCGUUUCCUGUUUGGACUCCUGAAUGAGGAGACGAGAAGCUACCUGGAGAAGACUCUCGGCUGGAAGGUCUCGCCGCACAUCAAGAUGGAACUGCUGGACUGGAUCCACAGCAAAGCUCGGAGCGAGGGGUCGACCCUGAAGCAGGGCUCUCUGGAGUUCUUCAGCUGUCUGUACGAGCUCCAGGAGGAGGAGUUCAUCCAGCAAGCCCUGAGCCACUUCCAGGUGAUCGUGGUCAGCAACAUCACCACCAAGAUGGAACACAUGGUUUCCUCCUUCUGUGUGAGGAGCUGCCGGAACGCCGUGGUGCUGCAGCUGUACGGGGCUGCCUACAACGCGGAAGCAGAAGACGAGAUGAGAGACUCUCAGACGCCACCGGUGCCGUUACCUGAGAGAAAAGUUUUGCCGGAUGCCUACAGCGAACAUCUGGCCGCUGCCCUGAGCACAAAUCCUAACCUGGUAGAGCUGGCUUUGCAUAGCAAUGCCCUGGGCAGCCGGGGGCUGGAGCUGCUGUGUCAAGGACUCAGACACCCCAGCUGCAAACUUCAGAACCUCAGGUUGAAGAGGUGCCGCAUUUCCAGCUCUGCCUGCCAGGACCUUGCCACUGCUCUGAUAGCCAAUAAGUAUCUACUAAGAAUGGACUUGAGCGGCAAUGGCCUUGGGCUGCCGGGCAUGAAACUGCUUUGCAAGGGGCUCCGGCAUCCCAAGUGCAGGCUACAGAUGGUGCAGUUGAGGAAGUGUCAGCUGGAGGCUGGAGCUUGCCAGGAGAUCGCCUCUGUGCUCAGCACCAGUCGACACCUGGUAGAGUUGGACCUGACGGGAAAUGCCCUGGAGGAUUCCGGUCUGAGGCUCUUGUGUCAAGGUUUGAGGCACCCAGUCUGUCGGCUGCGGAUCUUGUGGUUGAAGAUUUGCCACCUCACUGCUGCUGCCUGCGAAGACCUAGCAUCCACCCUCAGUGUGAACCAGAGCCUGAUGGAGCUGGACCUAAGCCUGAAUGACCUGGGGGACCCCGGGGUGCUGCAGCUGUGUGAGGGCCUCAAGCAUCCCCAGUGCAAACUCCAGACCCUCCGGCUGGGCAUCUGCCGGCUCAGCUCCGCAGCCUGUGAGGGUCUCUCUACGGUGCUCGGGGUCAACCACCACCUCCGGGAGCUGGACCUGAGUUUUAAUGACCUGGGAGACGGUGGCAUGUCCUUGCUGUGUGAGGGGCUGCGACACCCCACCUGCAGGCUCCAGAAACUGUGGCUGGACAGCUGUGGCCUCACAGCCAAAGCUUGUGAGGAUAUCUCCUCCACCCUGGGGGUCAACCAGACUCUGAUGGAGCUUUAUCUGACCAACAACGCCCUGGGGAACACCGGUGUCAGGCUGCUGUGCAAGAGGCUGAGUCAUCCCGGCUGCAAACUUCGAGUCCUCUGGCUAUUUGGAAUGGACCUGAAUAAAAUGACCCACAGAAGUCUGGCGGCCCUUCGCAUAACAAAACCGUACUUGGACAUUGGCUGCUGAAUGGUUCCCGCAGCUGCUUCUUCUCUUGAAGUCAGG
Molecule: messenger RNA, 3495 nt
Organism: Hippopotamus amphibius kiboko
Lineage: Eukaryota; Metazoa; Chordata; Mammalia; Artiodactyla; Hippopotamidae
Gene: NLRP12
Product: NLR family pyrin domain containing 12
Exons: 10
Coding region: 283-3459 (1058 amino acids)
Biological process (GO): negative regulation of inflammatory response; positive regulation of MHC class I biosynthetic process; negative regulation of canonical NF-kappaB signal transduction
Cellular component (GO): cytoplasm
Molecular function (GO): protein binding
Source: RefSeq, a predicted model, not a curated record